Sciurus carolinensis (gray squirrel) is the source of this 2631-nucleotide messenger RNA. It is a transcript of the gene Nol9, whose product is annotated as nucleolar protein 9. The transcript is spliced from 12 exons. NCBI's taxonomy places the organism in Eukaryota, Metazoa, Chordata, Mammalia, Rodentia, Sciuridae. Gene Ontology annotation, cellular component: nucleus. Gene Ontology annotation, molecular function: polynucleotide 5'-hydroxyl-kinase activity. Gene Ontology annotation, biological process: cleavage in ITS2 between 5.8S rRNA and LSU-rRNA of tricistronic rRNA transcript (SSU-rRNA, 5.8S rRNA, LSU-rRNA). The record is from RefSeq and is a predicted model, not a curated record. The coding region runs from base 14 to 2101 and encodes 695 amino acids.
CAGAACGCACAGUAUGGCGGAUUCGGUGCUGCUGUUGCGGCGCGGCCCGAGCCGCUCCACGUGGCUGCGGGUCCGCAAGGCCCGGCCCCAGCUCAUCCUCAGCCGCCGGCCGCGCCGCCGGCUCUGGACACUGCGCUGGAGCGGCCGGCGGCGCCUGCGGCGGCGGCUGCUGCAGGCCCACGCCGCGGGCGGGGACUGGUGCGAGGGCGCCGGCCAGGGCUCCCGCGCGGCGGCGGCGCGGAGGCCCAAGGCCGCGGACCCCGACCCCGGCCCGGCCCCUGGCCCCGAGCCGGAACCGGCCGCCUCCGCGAGCGGCCCCCAGAAGCUCCCGGGCCUGUCCGUGCGGCAGCUGGGCCCGGGCCGCGCGCUGCUGCUGCUGCCGGCGGAGCAGACUUUUACUUUUAGUGGAAUCUGUCGUUUGACUUGCCUCUAUGGCCAGGUGGAGGUGUUUGGUUAUAUCAUCAGCCAAGGCCAGCCUGCCCAAGAUAUCUUCUCUACCUAUACCCAUGCGUACCUGACCAUUAAUGCAAUCCAUUACUCCAUGCCUGAGAAAAGUGAGAAAGAGAUAAGAAAGGAAGCCCGGAUUUUGCUCAGAUCUCAUCUUAACCUGGAGGACAGAUGUUGGUCGAUGAAGAAUUUUUCUCCUCUGUGUUCCAUUGUGAUGCUAGAACGUCUGAAAACCUCCACUGUGAACUUCCUAACCAGCUAUCCAGGUUUAUCUUACAUUUUCACACAAGAGGUUACAACGUUUCAGAUUAACGCUGAAUAUUUAGCCUUGAGGUCUGUUGGCAUCAGAAAAGAGAGAAGGAAAAAAGCACUUAAUUUAAGUGAGAGUGCCCUGGCAGCUCUGGAGGAGUUAGUGAGUGUGUCUUCUGAAGAAGCAGAUGGCUGCCCUGUCAUUCUGGUCUGUGGUGACCAGGACGUUGGAAAGUCAACAUUUAACAGAUACCUGAUUAACCAGUUGUUAAAUAGUAUUCCCUGCAUUGACUAUUUGGAAUGUGACCUGGGGCAGACAGAGUUCACGCCUCCCGGCUGCAUCUCUUUGCUUAAUGUCACAGAACCAGUUCUGGGACCGCCGUUCACCCACCAGAGGACGCCACAGAAGAUGGUGUAUUACGGGAAACCUUCUUGUGAGAACAACUGCGAGAAUUAUAUUGAGAUAAUAAAAUACGUGUUCAGCUCUUAUAAGAGAGAGUGCCCGCUUAUCGUCAACACCAUGGGCUGGGUGGCAGACGAAGGGCUCCUGCUGCUCAUGGACCUGAUCCGGCUGCUGUCUCCCACCCACGUCGUCCAGCUUCACUCUUCCCAGAGUAAAUACAUGGCCAGUCUCACCCCGGACUAUGUGGAUGACAUGGAUGGCCUGUACACGAAGAGCAAGUCCAAGGUCAGGAACCGUGGCUAUGAACUUCCAGAAUUCGCAGAUAAUUUGGAAUUUGCUGACGAAGAUAAAGAGAGUCCAGUUCUUUUUACUGGACAUAAACUGUUGAGUGUUUAUUCAGAGUUUUCAUUCAGAAAAACUUCAAGGAAUAGGGAGUCACAUAACAGAAUUUUUCGAGAACUGGCAGUGUUAGGUUAUCUUGGCCAGCUGCUGCCCGCAGUGCCAAAACCACUCAGUCCUUUACAUGGCCUGACGCCCUAUCAGGUCCCUUUCAAUGCAGUCGCCCUCCGGAUUGCCCACGCUGACGUUGCCCCUACCCACGUACUGUAUGCUGUGAAUGCCAGCUGGGUUGGCCUUUGCAAGAUCCUGGAUGAUGUCAGAGGCUACACAAAGGGGCCCAUCCUGCUGGCCCAGACUCCCAUCUGUGACUGUUUGGGGUUUGGAAUCUGUAGAGGCAUCGACAUGGAGAAGCGACUGUACCACAUCCUCACUCCUGUGCCCCCGGAAGAAUUGAGAACGGUGAACUGUCUGCUGGUUGGGGCCAUUUCCAUUCCACAGUGUAUCUUCAAGAGCCAGCGUGGACCUGAAGGAACAAUUCCCUACGUCACAACAGAUUAUAAUUUUAAACUUCCUGGAGCAUCAGAGAAAAUUGGAGCAAGAGAAUUUAAUGACACUCAGGAAGGGAAACUAUAUCGAAGACCCAGGUUCUAUCGGAAAAAGUAAACAAGUUUCAACAAGAGGAGAGACGUUUGUACCAGGAAGCUUGGUGUUGAGCCUGACACCAGCAGACCUGGUGGGUUUUGGGGCCAUGGAUGGUGCCCUUACGUACAGCGCUUCCUGUGGAACUCGUGAGGGUUGUAUAAUGAAAAGCUUCAAGUUUCUCUCUUAAAGCUACAUGACCUAGAACUUGGCCCUGAUGUUCGUAUGGUUUAUCCUUCUUGCAGUCUGGUGUUUUCUUAAAGGAUCUAAGGCAAUGAGCCAGACACGGUGCCACACUCCUGUGACCCCAGCAACUCCAACAACUCAGGAGGCUGAGGCAGGAGUUUCAAAAAUUUGAGACCAGCCUCAGCAGUUUAAGGGAGACCCUGUCUCAAAAUAAAAAAUAAGAUGGGCAAGGACUGUAGCUCAGUGGUAGAGCACCCCUGUGUUCAGUCCCCAGUGCCACAAAAAAAAAAAUCAAGCAAGCAGUGGGAAGUUUGUAUACCAUGAAAGCAGGAAGAAUUGGGUCAGUUCCUUAAAAAAAAAUUCUCCCG